Molecule: messenger RNA, 417 nt
Organism: Dichomitus squalens LYAD-421 SS1
Lineage: Eukaryota; Fungi; Basidiomycota; Agaricomycetes; Polyporales; Polyporaceae
Exons: 1
Coding region: 1-417 (138 amino acids)
Source: RefSeq, a predicted model, not a curated record
AUGGUCUGUGUGCGAUCGAGCCUGGCGAGGAGCGACCGCGCGUGGGUCACCGCAGAAAUCAUCACCCCAACCACGUCAUCGCAAUCAAUCUUCCCCUUGUCCCGCCUGCACACGUUCUCCGCUCCAGGCGGAGAGGGCGGCACGCGUUUCUCGCUCAUUGGCCCAUGGUACGCUCUCACCAUGCCCGCGACCGCGCCCGCUGCGUUCUCGAGGAUCGGACAGAGGAGGUCAUUCAGCCCCGCGAUGUCCACAACGCUGUACAGGACCUUGACGUCCGAAUCCUGGACGAAGGGUCCGACCGCGGCCAUCAUGCCCGCGAGCAACUCGGGGAAUGCAAGCGGGAGGGCGCGGAACACCCCCGCUGCGAGUGCGCACUCCCCAGAGCCGCCUAGGCCAACCACGGUGUAUACUCCGUAG